AUGAAGAGGUCGGUAACGAGAUAUUUUGUAGUAAGCAGUGAGAUGGAGGCUCAUCACAAGCUCACAGAGUUCACCAAAGGCAAGUUGGUACUUAUUCCUUUGUAUCAAACAGGGAAGCCAUCAUCUGCUGAAUGCAGGGAAACGAUCAUACCCAACUCUUCUUCUUCAAAGUCCUACGCUUACGUGAAUCAUUCACCGGAGAAGAAGCCACCAGCUUUUGGUCAUGAUUCUGGUGGUGGUGACUUGUUUGGUGAUGAAAGUGUGGACUUAAGAGCUGCAAAUUAUAUUUCAGUUGUUCGGGAGCGAUUUAGGCUAGAAAUGGCCAGCUGAACUCCCUUGUUCAGGAGUUUUUAGAAGUUUAAGUAAUUGAGUUUUUGCAUUACCUGUUUGUGUGUCUAAUAUGUGCAAGUUUUACU
Messenger RNA from Ilex paraguariensis (yerba mate), 416 nucleotides. NCBI's taxonomy places the organism in Eukaryota, Viridiplantae, Streptophyta, Magnoliopsida, Aquifoliales, Aquifoliaceae. The record is from the annotation of a GenBank genome assembly.